UCCGAACAUGGCAUAAAAAUAACAGUCCAAAGACCGUGUCAACUGUUUUAUCAGUCACAGUCCGGAUCCACGGAGAGUCCCACCUUGACCUCGGGAUUGACUAGCCGAGUAAGAACAAAAUGGAUUCGAAUCAUUCGACUAUCUGCUUGUGUUCCCACCGUCCCGCUCUUUUUUCGCCCCGUCCCCCAUGUCCUCCGAGUGGCCAAACCAGCAUCCCCAUCCUCUCUCUCGGGUCUCGCAUAUUUUGUACAACCCGACUGGUUCAUGAAAUUCGGUUUUCAGCAGAGACUGCCAUUAUCUUCGGCCGGAUGGAACGUUGCUGGAGAUGCCUCAUUAGGUUCGAGGACCGAGCUCUGGAUUCGUCCAGGGUUUUCCAUUGUCUCCGAGGCCCAAGACUAUACUAUACCCAUGAUGGCAGGACGGGGGAUGGCGAGAUGUUGCCGCCGAGCGGCAAAGACCAAGGAUGUGAGAGCCCCCCCCCCUUCACUCGAGAUGCUUCAUGGCACCAACUCACGAGAUAACCACUCACGCACAUCGUUUACACUCUCGAGUCAUUCUGAUAUCCACACUCGUCCCGACACCAUGGAAAAGAGAUGAUUGUCACUCAUUUUCUCCGUAGAGACUUCGCGGAGCCCACUCAUAGGGAUGAAGACUUGCUUUUCCUCACGGCACAUGCACGGUACUGCAACGAUGCGGCACACGUAAUGUGGGAGAAAUCCAUGUGGCCCCCCAUCGAUGGACCCUCUCUCUCACUUCUCUCUCUCUCAUGUAAGGACAGGCACUAGCCACUCACAUCGAGUGUCGAGGGGGCAGACUCCUCGGCAGCUUCAUCAAAGCACUCCACUCUUUUACAUCGAGCAGCCCGGUACACAAUCCCUUCAGCACGCACAACAGAUACCAGUACUCUUCUCGGCCACUCGUGCGAAACUCCCAAGGAAAUGGGGUGACGGGAUGGAUCGCCGCAUCCCUGCACUAGAUCACAGUCUAGAAGACAAAAUGUCGCACCUCUCCGAGGCCAAGCGGACCGGAAUCACCACGAGGAAGAACCCCCCCCUCCCCUUUAUUAUGCCCACCACACAUAACGAAACCUGGUCUGAUCAUGUUCCACGCUAUCCGUACUUGAUCUGCCCGUUUCCCCGCGAGCUCCGUAGGUCUUCAGCCACCGUGGUGUGUGGUUCCCUUCGAACUCCGUCCUCUGCAGCUUGACACAUUUGAUCAGCGCCCCAUCCCUGGAAGUAGAGCAGCCCCAAGAUGGUUAAAAGAUUGCGCUGAUCCCCUCGUUGACCGCCCCCGUGCCCACUCUCAUUGACCUCUUGUGGCUUUCCUUCCUCUAUCCCGCUCCUCCCCGUACGUGCGCUGCCGCCAUGUCCUCGACCUCGACCGUCGACCCGGAACGGGCCAGGGAGAGCAACACGGCCAUGAUCCUGGCUGUCACGGGGACGUUCCACGCGCUCGCCCUCGUCUUCGUCGUCCUCCGGACGUACACGCGUGCUGUUAUCGUCAAGACGAUGGGGGUCGACGACUACAUGAUGAUCGGGUCCGCGCUUUGCGCGCUGGGCGGAGGGAUGGUCAUCUUCAUCAUCCAGGGCUUCUACGGGCUCGGCAGACACAGGGACACCAUCAGCAAGCCGGAUCAGGUUUUCUUCUCAAAAGUGGGCUUCUUCCAGUCCAUCAUCUCGGCCAUCGCGGCCCUGGCCUUGCUGAAGAUCUCGAUCGCGCUAUCGUUGCUUCGGCUGAGCAAGAACCGAUGGUAUUCACGGACCCUAUGGGCUCUGAUAGUUUUCGUGGUGCUUUACACAAUCAUGGCUUGGCUGAGCUUCUUCCUGUACUGCACACCCCUGGAGGGUUACUGGGAUAAGAGCCUGAAGCCCACGUGCUACAACAUCAAGUUGUUUGUCAACUUUGCUCUUGUGAAUACAGCGUUCAACAUCUUCACCGAUGUCUGUUUCGCCACGCUGCCCAUCCCGAUCAUUUGGGUUUUGCAAAUGAAGUUGCGGACCCGGAUCUAUUUGAUCGGCAUUCUGAGUCUUGGCUACCUAGCCGUCAUCAUGGGCAUCAUCAAGGCCGUCUACCAGAUUGCCCAACCGGGCAACAAAGACGGGACAUUCCGGCAAAGCAUCCAGUUCUGGGGCUUCCUCCAGCUGAACCUCGGCAUCAUCGCCGCCUGCGCGCCGGCGAUCAAGCCACUCGUAGGCCGCGCCCUCAAGAUCUCGUCGAGCCGCCGGUACAAGAGUGACAACCUCUACGAGAACCGGUACCCGACGGGCCGGACCGGGCGGACGGUACACAUCACGGCGACGGCCAAGAGACAGGGGUACAGGGAGCAGGGGAGUCAGGGGGCGCCGGACUACGAGCUCGAGGAGGGCCCCUUUUCGAACAGCGCCGAGUUCUACCGGGCGAGCAUCAAGGGUGGCGGGACCGCCAACCACCCGGCGGCCGUGGCUGUGUACGGGAACAAGAACAGCUUCGGCGACAGGUCGGGGAGCGAGGAGAUGAUCCUGGACGCGGAUGGCAAGUUCGGGGAGAGUAGGGGCAUCAUGAGGACGACUGAAGUGCACGUCCAGCGCUAG
Messenger RNA from Colletotrichum destructivum, 2570 nucleotides. RefSeq lists its product as uncharacterized. The record is from RefSeq and is a predicted model, not a curated record. The transcript is spliced from 7 exons. Bases 1365 to 2570 code for a protein of 401 amino acids. Lineage: Eukaryota; Fungi; Ascomycota; Sordariomycetes; Glomerellales; Glomerellaceae.